AUGAGAUGUCAGACCCACCACUUGCACCCAGCAACGCUUCCCACAAUCACAGACCCGGACCUGCCAGCGAGAGCUUUAGAAGUCAACAUCGAGCCCUUGUUGUCAAAGAUUGAUCGAAUCACGGGCACGAGAUAUAGUCCAAUUUCCUACACGUUUGACCGGCAAGAACGGCCACUUCGCGCAGCCGACUGCUUUAGCAGACAAACAACGAUGUCCAUCCCACCCUUCGCCCCGACUUACGCCGACUGCGUCACCUCGCUGCGCACCUCCCUCUCCCUCCUCGAAUCCUCCGUCGCCACCCUCGGCACAGGCGUCCAAGACUUUCCCCGCCUGUCCUCCGUCCUCAAGACCGUCCGGCACUAUGAAUUGAUUCCCCAACCAACCCUCGCCGCCGCCGAAGCGUCCCUGCGCGACGAGAUCGGCCCGUUCGUGGCGCGCCUCCUCGACCGCGCCGACAAGCACCUGGAGAAACAAGCGCGGCGGAUCGAGACGCUCAAGGCGCGGGCCGAGCUGAACGCUGGUCGGCUGUCGCAUUUGCCCGGACCAGACGACGACAAUAUGCAAGGAGGCGCUGGGAUUGGCAAGGGCAGGCGGUUGGACGGAGGCGCGGCGCUGCGGGCCAAGGUGGUGCGCCAGAGGAAGGAGGCGUUGAAAUACAGCGUCGAGAGGCUGGAGCUGGAGGUGUUACAGAAGGAGCGGGAGUUGAGGAUGAGAUUAGAGCAGGCGUGA
Parathielavia appendiculata is the source of this 729-nucleotide messenger RNA. RefSeq lists its product as uncharacterized. Gene Ontology annotation, cellular component: spindle microtubule; DASH complex. NCBI's taxonomy places the organism in Eukaryota, Fungi, Ascomycota, Sordariomycetes, Sordariales, Chaetomiaceae. The transcript is spliced from 3 exons. The record is from RefSeq and is a predicted model, not a curated record. Gene Ontology annotation, biological process: attachment of spindle microtubules to kinetochore. Bases 1 to 729 code for a protein of 242 amino acids.